Molecule: messenger RNA, 1711 nt
Organism: Oldenlandia corymbosa var. corymbosa
Lineage: Eukaryota; Viridiplantae; Streptophyta; Magnoliopsida; Gentianales; Rubiaceae
Source: the annotation of a GenBank genome assembly
CGCUAAUUAAACAAAUUGUACAGAUAAUCUAGUUAACCAAAAUAACUGAAGAACAGGACACAAAUUAUUGGGUGGACCGCUUUGUUUAUCUUCCAAUUAUGACGUUUCUUUGGGAUGGCCGACAAUUAAUAAAAAAAAAGGCCAAUCCUAAUCUUUUUUCAUGGACCAUUUGGCAAACUGAUAUAUAUAGUGUUGGAGUUCUUAACACGAAAUCUGCAAAGCUCAAAGUAGAAGAAAGUUGAGAAAAACAGAGCAAACCCUUUUCAGAUCUUCUUCCUCUCCAUUCUGAAUUGAUUCCAUUUUAGUAAUGACAAGAAAAGUACAUCCAAAUGCAGCAGCUGCAGUUUCUUCUGCAGAUCAUCAUCAUGAUCAUCAUCAAUUGUAUUCCAAGCCUUGUGCUGAUUCGGGUUCUGUAGCUCUUACAGUGUGGAAGAAAUCCCUCCUCCUUAAUUGUGAUGGUUUUACGGUGUUUGAUUCAAAAGGGAACUUAGUGUUUCGGGUUGAUAACUAUUUGGCCAGCGGUAAAGGAGAGAUCUUUCUGAUGGACGCUUCCGGCAAGUCUCUGUUAACCAUCCGUCGUAAGAGGUUGAGCUUGGCUGAGAAUUGGCUGGUGUUUGAAGGCGAGGAAGCGGUUAAUCCUCGGUUUUCAGUUAGGAAGAUUGUGAAUAUCUUGAAUUCGACGUCCAUAGCUCAAGUGAGUGCCAUCUCUAUCUGUGGGGAUCAUGAUGGAAUUAAUGGCAAUAAAUAUAGUAGGAUGGCUUCUGUGAAGAAGGUGAAGUAUGAGAUUGAGGGCUCAUAUUCACGGCGGUGCUGCGCCGUGUACGACGAUAAGAGGCGGUGUGUGGCGGAGAUCAAGCGGAAAGAGGCUGUUGGGCAGGUGGUUUUUGGGGCGGAUGUGUUCCGUCUUAUAUUACAUGAGCCCGGAUUGAUCGACUCUGCUGUGGCUAUGGCCCUGGUUAUCAUUCUUGACCAGAUGUUUGGAUCUUCAUUCCAUUUCUAAAUCCAAGAUGUUUCCGGCGGUACCGAUUUGUGAAUCAUCUCAAUUUAUCUUUUGGUACUUUGGAAAUGCAUGCCUUAACCCUAACAAGUUCUUAAAGCAAUAUGCUGCAAGAAAAGAUGGCCUCAAUGCUUUGGAAAAGAAAGGGUCUUGAAGAAUCAGCAGGUUUCGGAACAAGUUGAGCUUAACUGAUAACAGACCUGCAAAUCACUCAAAACUCAGUUAUGCAUCAGAUCAAUUUGAUCCCACGCAAUAGAACAUAGUUAGCUAGUCAUCGAUCAUGGCAGUGUUUUUAGCUCAUUAUUGGAUGUAUAGGAUCUUGAAGAAUCCGUUGUUUUUUGCUGCAAGUUUUUGUAGUUGUACAUCUUGAUCAAUGUCCUAUAUCCCCCCUCUACCCUCAUCCUUCUUUUUGUUGAUAUCUACAUAUUUUUGAGGGUUUUGCUGAGUCUUUUCCUUUUAUAUAAGAGACACAGCUGAGUUGUUUUGGGGGAGUGUGUAGUUUAUUUGUAAGAAUCGAAGUCCAGAAAAUGAACAAUAAAACACAGGCAAAUUUAAUCAUCUUUUUGCUCUUCAUCUCUUUUGUUUUCCUUACAAGGGCUUCCUGGUACUUACUCCAUUUAAAGUCCUAGUGUUUGUCAAUUUUCAGUUGUUGUUUGAAUAUUUUCAGUGCAUUCAUCCGAUGUUAAAUUGUCCUUUUAUCAAAUGCUUGUAACC